AUUGCAAAGGUCAUUGAACAAAAAUUUAAACUAUGAGACGAUUCAAUCUUGGUAUAAUCAAACUAUAAUAUAGCCCAUUAUCAACCAUUGCUUCAACAAUAGUGCAGUAUGGAGUUAUCGUAUGAUAAUCUAUUGACCGUACUAACUAUUGCUAGUGGUUCAGAAAGAAAUCUAGGUCAAAAAAAUGGUGAAGAUCAAUUAAAAGCUUGGGAAAUCCAACCAGGCUACCAUCAUUCAUUACAAGAAAUCUAUCUUAAAGUAGAUAUACCUUUACAGAUUAGAUGGUUGGCUAUCAUUUGCUUUAAGAAUGGGAUUGAUAAAUAUUGGAGAGCCUCCCGACAAUAUUCUAUUUCAAAACAAGAAAAGGAACAGAUUAAAUCUCGAGUGUUUCAUUUAUUAAGUGAACAGAAUAAUCAAUUAACUAUCCAAAAUGCUCAUUCUAUAGGUAGAAUUGCCAGAUUUGAUUUCCCUAGUGAUUGGCCAACAUUAUUCGAUGAUAUGGCUAAGAGCUUGGAAGAAUUUGUGUUCAAAUCCAAUGAUUUAAUUUCUACAAAUAAUAUGUUAAUCAUUUUAAACAGAACUAUUAAAACCAUCUCAAUGGUUAGAAUUGGUAGAUCAAGGCAUGCAUUACAAUCAAAAGCUCCAUUAAUCACUAAUAUUUUAAUCAAAUUAUAUCAAAAGUUCUUUCAAACCUGGACUCAAACCAUGGAUCUUUCCUUAAUGGAAGUAUGUUAUCUUUGUUUGAAAUGUUUAAGAAGAAUCAUACCAGAAGGUUAUGAACAACCUCAUAAAAAUCAAGAUGUAGUGGAGUUUUUGGGCAUAACAGUGGAUCAUUUACAAUUAUUAAUUGAUAAUCAUGAUAAAUAUUCAUCAGAUCUCUUAGAAAGAUAUGUCAAAUGUUAUUGUAAAUUAUAUGUUUCAUUAAUUACCAUUAAUCCAACUAGUUUCAUACUAUUACCAGGAUGUCAAAAGAUAUUAACUACAUUCACUUCCUUGUUGUAUCAAAAGGCAGAAUAUAUCUAUAAUAGUUCAGAAGAGAAUGAUUUCUGGGAAAUAUUGGCCUUAAAGGCAUUUAGCAUAUAUAAACAUCUUAUUGGAUAUAUCUAUAAAAAGGGUGCUGUAACUUUAAAGCAAAAGAAUGAUAAAUUUGAAGUCAGUAAUAGUUUGGGUAAAUUAACGUCCGAAUUCUUCACUCCAGAUUUCAUUAAACAAUUCUGUGAUUUGAUUAUAACAUGGUAUCUUCGAUUAAAACCAUCUGAUUUAGAAAGUUGGUCACUUGAACCUGAAGAAUGGUGUAAUGAAGAAUUAUCAAGUCAAUGGGAAUAUCAAAUCAGACCAUGUGCAGAGAAUUUCUUUCAAGAUUUGAUUAAAUACUUUAAAGAUGAUUUAACUGAAUUCAUCUUAAAUAAAAUUUCAAAUGGAUUAAUGGAAAAUGAUUCAGUAGAUAAGAUUCUCAUUAAGGAUUCUAUACUAUGUACUUUCCAAUUAUCCUCAUUCUCCAUUGCUAAUAAUGUCAAUUUUGAUAAAUUAUUAGUGGAUGUAUUCAUACCGGAAGGUUUAAAAUCUGAUUUGGUUGAAAAUAAGAUUUUAAAAAGAAGAAUAUGUCUAAUUAUAAAUGAAUGGGUUGGUAUUCAAUGUUCUCGUGAAAGUAGAGUGGAGAUUUAUAAACUAUUACUUAACUUUGUUCAAUCAAGUAAUGAUAGAGUUGUUAAAUUCUCAGCUAUACAAACUCUCAGAACUAUUGUUGAUGAUUGGGAUUUCAAUAAGAAUGAUUUCCAACCAUUUUUAAAUUCAUUUGUUAAUCUUUUAUUAAGUUUAUUAGAUGAAUUGACGUUAACAGAAUCAAAACUUUAUAUCUUCAAUACUCUUGCCGUAUUGAUUCAAAGAUGUAAUCCAUUGGUAGAUCAUCAAACUUUGAUAAGUAUCUUAAUGGUGGUUCCAAAAUAUUGGGAAUUCAGUACAGUAAAUAAUGAACAAAUCUUAAAGAAUUCCUUAUUAAGAGUAUUAAAGAGUUUAACCAUAUCAUUAAAUGAAAAUUCAAUUGAGACUCAUAAUAUUUCAAUUCCAUUAAUUCGUAAUUGUUGUGGUUCAGAUUCAAAUGAUUUAUACACCUUAUUAUCGGAAGAUGGAUAUGAAUUAUGGAUGGCAUUAUUACAGUAUUGUCCUCAAACUAAUCUUAAUGAUCCUCAAAUAUUAGGAUUAUUUGAACUGAUUUCAAUUGGUCUUACCAAUUCAACUGAAAUCUUACCUACCAUUCUUUCCAUUAUUAGAAGUUAUUCAUUAUAUUCUCCUUCAUUAUUUUAUUCUGAAGUAGGACAAGGAAUCUUAAAGAUUCUUGGAGAGUAUUUACCAACCAUGAGGGACGAUGCAUUUCAAAUAUUCAUUUCAUUAAUGGACAUUUUAGUAUUAGAAAAUGCUCAAUCAGAACAAUUUAUUACAAAUUUAGUUAACAGUGGAUUAUUUUCCCUGAUGAUUCUGUAUGUAUUAGACGAUAAUCAAUCUAUUAUAUCAGCUUCAAAGUUAUUUAUUAUACUUUCGAGAUUGGGCCAUGCUUCCCCUGAAGUAUUUUUCAAGUUAUUGGAAUAUUAUCCAUCAAUUGAUAUAAGUCAAUUGUUAAAAGUUUGGUUACAAUAUUUCAAAUCCAUUGGAAAUCCUCGUAAUAAGAAGAUCAACUUAUUAGCAUUAUUAUCGUUAAUUACUUACGGUAUACCCAAAAACAUAGCCAUAGUUUUAGAAAUCUAUUCUGAAGUUAUCAGAAAAACAUUCUUAUUUUUGGAAGAGGUGAAUGAAACCACCGAAGGAAUAUGUGAUGCAUAUAAGCAAGACUUCACAUAUGAAGAUCUUGAUGAAUAUUCCUACCUCGACACAGACAUUAAACCCCACGGUGAAAAGAUCAGAUUUGAAGUUUUGAUUGAAAGAUCUGAUCCAGUUUAUAAAGUCAAUCUUAAAUCGUUUUUAAAGGACUCGAUCAUUCAAUUGAAAUCACAACUACUGGACUCUGAUUUCAAUCAAUUGAUGACUUUGAACGAUGAAUAUAGCAUAGAUAAGUUAAAGACUUUAAUUUAGUCUACCUCUGAAUAAAUUUAAUCAGUAAUUAUUAUACCUUAGUUUUGUAGAAGUUGCAAUUUUAUCCUUUAUACUGCAAAAAACAAGCCUAUCUUUGAGGCGUGGAUGUUUUGUUGAUUUUUUUUUUGUGGGUUGGUCAAACUGGAAAUUAUCAGAACGAUAAUUUUUUGGUGGCAAUCAGAAUUUAACCAAAUUGAUUUUAUAUUGCAAAGUUCACCAAUUGCAGUUAUAAUUAGAUACAACUAACAAGCAAGCAUGUUUAGAAACAAUUAUGAUAAUGACUCUGUCACAUAUUCUCCAACAGGGAGAUUAUUCCAAGUUGAAUAUGCGUUGGAAGCCAUUAAACAAGGAAGUGCAGCUGUUGGAUUAGUAUCCAAGAGUCAUGUUGUAUUGGCAGCAUUGAAACGUAAUGCUGAGGAA
This is a messenger RNA of Scheffersomyces coipomensis, 3486 nucleotides long. RefSeq names its product Kap120p (gene KAP120). Lineage: Eukaryota; Fungi; Ascomycota; Pichiomycetes; Serinales; Debaryomycetaceae. Bases 109 to 3066 code for a protein of 985 amino acids. The record is from RefSeq and is a predicted model, not a curated record. The transcript has a single exon. Gene Ontology annotation, molecular function: small GTPase binding. Gene Ontology annotation, cellular component: nuclear envelope; cytosol. Gene Ontology annotation, biological process: protein import into nucleus.